CUGAUUCUUGAACUGUGUCGUUCUGAAGAGACCGCAGAGCUCCAUGUUAUUCAGCCACACCUUGACCGAAUGCAGAACCUCAGAUCUCUGUGGAAGAUUGAGUCAGAGACAGAACAACAAACAUCUGACUCUCAUUUCAUGGGCCUGGUCCAAAAUCUGCUGAGAGAUCCUGUAGAGAGAACAAACUUUUUCCAAGAUGUUUUUCCAGGAGACUUUGGUCCAACAUAUGACAAGGCUAUUCAGACACUGAUGUGGCUUUUUCUGUCCAGACUGGAAAAGCUUCUUCCUAACCAAACACUUCAGCAGAUCGCUUCAUUAAUCACCGACACCAAAACUGUUCUGAAUGAGUCAUUGAAGACACUGGUCCAACCUCAGGAUCUCAGAGUCUUGCUGGAGACUCAGAAAAAUCUCAUCCAGUUAGAAGACAUCGAGUCUUAUGCUGUUGACAGUGGCAUCUUGUCAGCUCUGUGUCUCCCUCCUGUGGAAAGAGUUGUGAUUGUCAAUGAACCAACAGAAACUGAUGCAGAGAACAGCCUUGUGUAUACAGUGUGUUCAGAAAUGGAGGUGGAAUCUGAGAACAAAGAAGUGUACGUUGAAGGAAAUGGAGAAUCUGAGUCUGCACAGCCCCAGUGGUUUGGCAUUAGUGGUGAGGUGAAGGCAGAAAUAGACAGUGUUGUGGUUACAGAUGCCCCUGGAGGUGUUGAAGCCAGUGAGGAGGAAAUAGCAGAUGACCACAAUGAUCCAUCUGGGACACUGAUCAUUGGGGAGGAUGGCCAGGUGACUGUGCUGGACGGUGGGGCAAAGAAGUCAAACAGGCGUGGUAGGAAAAAAAAACACCCUGCAGACAAAGACUUCAAAGGUGAAAGCAGAUCAAGGGGCUUUAACGUAGCUUCAGAAACCGACAUCUUGGAGAGACCAGUGCGAAAGAACAGAGGGCUUAAAAUGAAAAGGUACUUGUCACAGUGGAGAAAGUCAGACAAGACUCAGGACAGCGAUCCUAGUUCCCCAGGUUCAGCUACAAGUAACAACCUCAAUGAGAGAACAUGCAAAGUGUGUGGUAAGGUGGUGAGUAAGGCCAAGUUCUUACAGCGACACAUGAACCAGCACUCAGAGAAGCUGCCCAUCGCAUGUACUGUGUGCAAAAGGUUUUAUAAGAGUUUGCGCUUCUUGCAACAGCACAAAUGUACAGUUUCAGCUAGAGUAAGUCCUGACAAAAAAGGUGCAGAGGAAGAGACGGCAGGGAGGGUUGAGCAGUCGUCCAGUGGGAUUCUUGUUGAGGUAUAUGAUAAAGAGCAUCCCCUGGAUGGCUCUGCCCAGAACCCAGAAGACCUACCCUCUGCAGAGGGGUGUUCACAGGAAUUGGAAGAAAAGAGCCUUGAUGAUGAUAAGAACUCACUGGAAGGUCCAUUUUACUGUCCUCACUGCAGCGUUGAGUUCAAGUGCAGACAAACAUUUAGAUUUCAUUUAAGAAAUAUUUGCUAUAAUGAGCAGCAAGUAGAUCCCGAAAACCCAGAAGAUAUUAAACACUGUUUCAGAUGCGAUGAAUGCAAAAAGGCGUUCAAAUACAAGUCAACUUUGGAUUCCCAUAAACAGACACACAACCCCUUGUACUGUGAGGUAUGUAUGAAGUUAGUACGUGAUUCAGACGCUCUGGCCAUGCACAAAGAGUCCCAUACACCAUUUCAGUGUAACAGAUGUGAGGAGAACUUCCCUGUGUUCAAGGCUCUUCAUAAACAUUACAUUGAUAUUCACAACCCCACUGAGCCUUUUACUUGCCCCUACUGUGAGACAACAUUUGCUAGUUUGAAGCGUUUUAUCAGACAUGAGUGGAAACACACUGGUUACCAGCCUUUUCAGUGCACCCAUUGCUCUAAACGGUUUCGCUCCUACUCUGAUCUUGUAGAGCACCAAAAGAAACACACUAAAGCUUAUCCUUUUCUUUGCUGGGAAUGUGGCAAGAAGUUCAGGCAUAGCGUCACUCUGACGAGACACGUAGAACGUGUGCAUCACUCUGGAGAACCUGCGAUGGAGAAACCCAUGCCGGUUUUCACCUGUACACAGUGUGGGAAGACCUUCUCUUCCAGGAGGUGCCUUCUGAAACAUGAUAAUUUCCAUCACAAAGGAAUGCGUUUCCCAUGUGAGCACUGUGGAAAGGGCUUCUUCGGCAAGGAUGCGUUGGUCAGGCACACGUUGAUUCACACAGGCGAAAGGCCUUUCAAGUGUGACGAUUGUGACAAGUGUUUCAGGUCUGCUGCAGAGCUGAAGAUACAUCGAAGAUACCACACCGGGGAAAGACCUUUCAAAUGUAACAUUUGUGAAAAAGGGUUUGUCCAGUCAUGUUUUCUUACGCUACACAUGCGGACCCAUACCGGAGAGAGGCCAUAUGUCUGUGCUGUGUGUAGCAAGGGCUUUUCAAGUUUGCAUGGCCUAAAACGACACAGGAGACUGGUUCAUGCUUAGUUCUGGUAUGAAACUAAUCCUCAUACAUCUGUCAGUGAGGUCCUUGUGAUGGUGGUUAGGGCUGAGCUUCAUCUGUACUAGAACAUGAGGCAGGAUGUAUACUUUAAACAAACUUUUCAGUUUCUUCAGCAUAUUUUUUAUAUUGUGCUGCAUCUGUGGUUGCCACAAAUGGUUUAUUAGAAAGUGUUUAAUGGGGUUGUGAAUUGUAUCAUAUUUUACACAUUUGCUGUAGCGCUACAAAAGAUUUGUAUGUGUGAUUAAAAGUAAUAAAUUUUCUUGAAUAAAACGGUGUUGCAUAUUGA
This is a messenger RNA of Nothobranchius furzeri (turquoise killifish), 2762 nucleotides long. The record is from RefSeq and is a predicted model, not a curated record. NCBI's taxonomy places the organism in Eukaryota, Metazoa, Chordata, Actinopteri, Cyprinodontiformes, Nothobranchiidae.